CACUAAUCUAAAGCUCACCAACUCUUCCAUGCGCCUGCAUAGCAUGUACAUGCUCUCUGCAAUGGAAAUCCGAGUACAAUAUAGUACAAGCGCGGCAGUGGCAAAAGAAGAAGAAGAUAUAUUGGUCACUCGUCAAAACUCUUCCCACUAAUACCUCCCGUCUGUGUCCCCGUUCCUGUUCCGCGCGAGAUGGACGCUAGCGGGAGUGUGAAGGAGGAAACGCAAACCAAACGUCACAAAGACCUCGACGGCUACCCUGACUCGAGACAAGGUACGACGGCCAACGCACAGAUCAGACAGGCAAACCCAUUGCGACUCGCCUCCAACGAGAUCCAGAGGCGCAAUGGGAGCUACUACAGUAGACCAGUAUGGUAGUAGUGGCAUUGAAAUGUUUUAGCACGUUUAGGACCCCAGCAGCCUUGACGAGUAUAACCCACCGUGCCUUAUAUCCCUCUUAUACCUUGUACGGUGCUACUACUUGCGCCAGCCACUCACUCGCGCUGACAAAAGAUCUGCUCCCUAGGUACUCCGUCUCAGCGGUAGAGAAACACGAUUCGAAACGGCACGAUACGACGCGGCACAAUUUAUACUCGCAUUAACAGGCUCUUGGCCUGAUCUCCAUACACACCCCGCACUAUUUUAUAUCAUACGCACCAAGAGCCGCCAUCCCUUGCCUCUGCCCUGCAGCAAAUGUGUCUCUCUCCCUCUCCAUGGGGAC
Messenger RNA from Trichoderma atroviride IMI 206040, 718 nucleotides. The record is from RefSeq and is a predicted model, not a curated record. NCBI's taxonomy places the organism in Eukaryota, Fungi, Ascomycota, Sordariomycetes, Hypocreales, Hypocreaceae.